UUUCCCCCUAUUUUUCUUUUUCUCUUUUGCUUUUCUCCUUUGGGAAUUGACAGCUUCGGGGAGGUGUGUCCUCGCUGGAAGGUGCCGCGAAAGCGGAGGCUGAGGCAGAGGCUGCCCCGACAGCUCCGCUGCGUUGCUCUGGCUGCCCAGCGCUCCUCUCGGAGCAGGACGCGGGGAGCGCUCCCCGACUCCUCGCCGCAGAUCAGACUUUCCUCGGGAGCAUUCCCGGAGCUGGGAUGGGGGGGUUGGAGCCGGGAGGCGGCCGGGCUGCGGGGCUGGGGCGCGGCGCUGGCUCCCACGCGUGCUCCUGACCGGCCCCGGCGCUCCCCGCCCUGCGGGGGCUGGGGCGGAGGGCAGGGACCCCCGGCUGCCCGCCCCGGGCGGUGCCCCCUGCCCGCCCCGCUGCCCGUGCCCUGCCCGCCCGGCUCCAGCCGCCCCGAGGACACGAUGGGCUCUGGGCGCUGCCGCCCGCUCCUGCCCGCGCUGCUGCUGCUGCUGCUGCUGCCCACGGCGUGGGGUGACUGUGGGCCCUUGCCCAACAUAAGCCACGCGGAGCCCCCAGACGACACCAAACUUCGGGGAAGCUUCAGUGUCGGCUCCAAAGUCACGUACAGAUGCCUGGAAGGUUUUGUUAAACGCCCUUUGCUGUCGGACACCACGCAGUGCCUUGCCAACUCCCAGUGGUCCAACCUCCCGGAGUUCUGUGGUCGGAGCUGUCCCAGCCCACUACGUGUGAGUUUUGCCAGAAUAUCACAAAAAGAUGAAACGCAGAAUUUUUACGCCGUUGGCACCACGGUGAACUACGUUUGUCGCCCUGGCUAUGAGAACACCACGGACCAGCUCCCCACCAGCACCUGUCUUGACAAUUUAAAGUGGUCAGACAUUCCCGAGCUCUGUCACAGGAAGUCUUGUGGUAUUCCAGCAAAUCCAGAACAUGGCAAAGUCAUUGCAAAUAAUCAUCUAUUUGGUGCAAGAGCAGAUGUAGUUUGUGACCGUGGGUACACAUUAAUGGGGGCAUCAGCUCUCGUCUGGUGUUCCUUAAGGGGAGGGCAAGUUGCCUGGAGUUCCCUUCCAGCUUGCCAGGCUAUUUCUUGUCCUCCACCUCCAGCCAUUCCCAAUGGGAAGCACAAUGGCAAUGAUACAGAGUUCAUGUACAGCUCUGUGGUGAUGUACACGUGUGACCCAGGGCUCCAGCUUGUGGGAAAUGAAACUCUUCACUGUACAACAGAGAACGGGGUCGAUGGCAUCUGGAGUGGGUCUCCUCCCGAGUGCAAGGUCAGCACUGCAGCAGCCACCAACCAAACAGAGCCCUCGGGAGCAAAGACAGCAGAGAAUCCUUACUGGCUAGCAAGUAUCCUCAUCCCUAGUGUCAUUGUUCCCCCAGUAGCCCUUGGAAUUCUAGCUGGGAUCAUCAUGAGAUGGAAAGACAAUAAAAAGCACUCUUAUGAUACUGAUUUACAAAAGCACAAGGAGGGGAAGGACCCCCCAGCGCACCCACAGGCAGUGGGUGCUGAGAAGCUGCCUGUGCCGUGGCGUGACUAUUUCUGCCACACCACGAGUUGCCAUGUGUGUCCCAGCUGUGAAGAGGGGCUGCAUGCUGCCCUAGCCCCCCAUGCUGAGCCCCCACGCCCCAGCUGUGCCACCUGCCAGGACUGGCUGCGCGCCCGGCCCGGCACCCCCUGCACCUUCUCCAUCCCCACCAUCAGUGAUGGGGAGAGCUGGAGUCCUGCAGGCACCAGCUCUCCUGCCAAAGCUGUGGAUGUGUUGAGGGCUGAUGGUGCAGCAGAAGCUGUUCCAGAGAGGAGGGAGGCAGAGCUGCCCAUGGACCAGGAAAGCAACCAUCAUAUCUGCCCCAUCUGUGAGGACUGGCUCCGUGCCCACCUGGUCCAAAGCCGCCCUGCAGUGCCCGGGGAGCGGCGGGGCGGGCGCUGCCGGCGGGAGCGGGGACCCCAGGGUCCCAUCUGCCCGCCCUGCGCCGACCGGCUGCACCUCUCCCUGGUCCAUAGCGACGUGACGCGCUGCCCCGUGUGUCCCCUGGCCGGGGAGGGGACCCUGGCUCACCUCGUCCCCCAGAGCACCCCCGGCUGCCACGUCUGCCCCGGCUGCGCUGCGCCCACCCACAAACAUCUGUGCCAGCCCCGAGGCAUCAUUUCCCACCCGACCGAGGAGGGAGCGGCCGUGGGAGCCUCCCCGGGGGACACGGUCGCAGCCCCGCGGGGCCCGGCGGAGCUGAAGCCUCCGUCCAAGGACAUCCCAGCUCCCGCCCGCCCCGGAAAGGGCCGAGCCGCCGUGCUCGGGGCUGCGCGGUGCUGCGCGGAGCCGGGAGCUGCCAUGGCCCUGCUCUGGCUCUGUGCCCUGCUGCUGGUCCUGCCCGGCGCCUGGGGUGACUGCCCGAAGCCGGAGAGGUUUCAGUUCGCGGAGCCCUCCACGCCCCUGGAGGAUUCCUACCCCGUGGGGACCCGGCUGAUGUACCGGUGCCGCCCGGGGUACACCCUGGCCAGCGGCAAGUUCCGCUUCAUCACCUGCCUGGACAACUCCAGCUGGUCGGAGAACCCCGACUUCUGUAUAGGAAAGUCAUGUGGUCCACCUGACUUCACAAAUGGCAACUUUCACUACACGACUGACCUGCUGUUAGGGGCGACAAUAAACUUCACCUGUAACCUGGGGUACCGAUUAGUUGGGGAAUCAUCUGCGUAUUGUAAACUUGUUGGCAAUGAAGUUUAUUGGGAUAAGAUUCCACACUGUGACAUUAUUCCCUGUUUGCCACCUCCUGUCAUCAAGAAUGGGCAGCUCAUCGAUGGGAACAGAGACUUCACCUUUGGCAUGGCUGCAACCUACAGCUGUGACAGAGGUUAUGCUCUUAUUGGACAUGACACAAUUCACUGUACAGCAAAUGAUAAGCUCGAGGGAGUGUGGAAUGGUGAGGUCCCCGAAUGCAAAGUGGUCAGAUGUAAAAAUCCGGAAGUGAAAAACGGGAGAAGAUUAUCUGGCUUUGGCACUGAGCACACGUAUAAAAAUACAGUGACCUUUGAGUGUAAUCCUGGUCACUUCCUGAAUGGCAGCAGCCUAGUUACUUGUGAUGCAGACAGUAACUGGAAGCCACCUCUGCCAACGUGUGUCCCAAGUUGUGGCCCUGCCCCGGUCUUCCCUUUUGCUGAGGGUGAGGGGGCUGUGGGUGACAGCUCCCCUGCUGGAACGAAGCUGCAGUAUCGGUGCAAGCCGGGUUAUGCUGCAGCCCUCGAUAAGUCCUCAGUUGUCACUUGUCUGAGUGACAGAACUUGGUCUGCAGACCCAGGCUUCUGCAGGCGUCAGCAAUGUCCCCCUCCCAUGAUAGACAAUGGGGAUGUGACUGCAGACAAUUUCCUGUUUGAGACAGUUGUGAGAUUCUCCUGUUACCCUGGGUAUCAAUUAAAGGGAUCAUCCUCUGCCAAGUGUGUGGUCUCAGGAAAUGGGGUUGAUUGGGAUACAGGAUUUCCACACUGUGAAAGACAGCUCUGUGGAGAGCCCCCCACGGUUGACAAUGGGAUGCACAACGGCACGAAGGGAAAACACUUUGUCCACGGCUCCGUGGUAGCUUAUAAAUGCAAGGAUGGGUUCACCCUUGAUGGAGAUGCCUUUCUUCAGUGUGUUGCUGGAGAUCGACACUGGGAAGGUUGGAACAAGCCUGCUCCUGAGUGCAGAGGUCGAGCAAACAUGAUCAUUAUUGCCCCCGGGAGCUGCAGUCUGUGCAGGGAGCAGAGCAUGGUGCUCACCUUCACCCUCCACCUCCUGGGCGGCUCUGCUUUGCUCCUGGCCAUCGUGCCUGGGGCUCAAGCUACCCGGUGCCCGUUCCCCCGCGUCCGGCAUGGGAAGCAAGUGGCCUCCCCCCGCUAUUUCUACAAGCCCGGGGACACCGUGAGCUUCGUGUGCAGCCCGGGGUACACCCUGCAGGGCUCCCGCACCAGCACCUGCCGAGCCGGCUUCGGAUGGAGCCCCCCUCUGCCGGUGUGCAGAAAGGGCAAGUAAGUGACAUGUCCUCAGCCACCAAACAUUGCCAAUGGGCUGCACAGCGCACAGAACUUGGAGAAGUUUUCCCGAGGAGUGACCGUGUACUACAGCUGCAAGGAGGGCUACCAGCUGGUUGGGAACACAUCUGUCAACUGCACGGAGAGUGGGGUGUGGAGCAGGCCCCGGCCCCGCUGUGAAGCAAUUGGCUGUGAGAUGCCCGAGGUGCAGAAUGGGAAGGUCCAUGGGCUGCAAAGCACCUACAAAGCUGGAGAGACUCUUCGCUUUGCCUGUGAUGAAGGUUACGCUGCAGAGGACACGUAUGAGACUCGGUGCCAGCCAGGGGGGACCUGGGAUCCUCCAGUGCUCAUCUGCAAAGAGGUCCAGCCCUGUCCCAUGCCUCCAGAGAUCACCAAUGGAAAUCACAACGGGCAGGGCAGAGCAGUUUUUACCAUGGGAAUGUCUGUAACCUACACCUGUGACCCUGGCUACUACCUGGUUGGAAACGCUGCCAUGUUUUGCAGAGCAUCAGGGAACUGGAGCCAGCCUGGCCCUCGCUGUGAAGAAGUGACAUGUCCUCAGCCACCAAACAUUGCCAAUGGGCUGCACAGCGCACAGAACUUGGAGAAGUUUUCCCGAGGAGUGACCGUGUACUACAGCUGCAAGGAGGGCUACCAGCUGGUUGGGAACACAUCUGUCAACUGCACGGAGAGUGGGGUGUGGAGCAGGCCCCGGCCCCGCUGUGAAGCAAUUGGCUGUGAGAUGCCCGAGGUGCAGAAUGGGAAGGUCCAUGGGCUGCAAAGCACCUACAAAGCUGGAGAGACUCUUCGCUUUGCCUGUGAUGAAGGUUACGCUGCAGAGGACACGUAUGAGACUCGGUGCCAGCCAGGGGGGACCUGGGAUCCUCCAGUGCUCAUCUGCAAAGAGGCCCGGCCAUGUCCCAUGCCUCCAGGGGUCCAGCAUGGAAAUCACAACGGGCAGGGCAGAGCAGUUUUUACCACCGGAAUGUCUGUAACCUACACCUGUGACCCUGGCUACUACCUGGUUGGAAACGCUGCCGUGUUUUGCAGAGCAUCAGGGAACUGGAGCCAGCCUGGCCCUCGCUGUGAAGUGACUGUCUGCAUCAACCCCGAUAUCAAGAAUGGAAGGCAAGUUGGUGGCCAAGGACUUACUUCCGCACCCGGGCAAACAGUGACAUUUCAGUGUCAUGAUGGUUACAGCCUGCAAGGCAGUGCUAAAAUCUUCUGCCAGGAGGAUGGCAGCUGGCAGCCUCCUGUUCCCAUCUGCGACUGGCUGUACCAGCACCAGGAGUUCUCAAGCACGUCUGAACUGCCAGGUGGUUGUGGUGCUCCUACCAGGUUUCCCUUUGCUGAGCUAAACGAGAAGCAUAAAAAUGAAAUUGAUUUUUCUGUUGGGAAGACUGUGCAAUACACUUGCCGACCUGGAUAUGCAAAACAGCCAGGAAUGUCACCUACUAUUACAUGCCUUGAGAGCGGAGUGUGGUCAGAAGCACUAGAGUUCUGUAAAAGGAAAAAAUGCAAUCAUCCUGGUGAACCUGUGAAUGGGAAAAUUAGUUUCUUAACAGAUCUCCUGUUUGGGUCAACAGUGCUCUACAGCUGUGAAGAGGGGCACAGGUUAAUUGGAAAAGCCAGCAGACGAUGUGAGGUUUCUGGUGGACGUGUUGCGUGGACUGGUGACGUUCCCACUUGUCAGCGCAUCCCUUGUGAGCCGCCUCCGGACAUUCCCAAUGGGAAGCACACGGGCAGCCUGUUGGAGGAAUUCCACUAUGGCACAGCCAUAACAUACACCUGCAACCCUGGGUACCCGCUCCAGGGAGAGCCCUCCAUCCACUGCACCACCCGGGACGGGAAAAACGGGGUGUGGAGCAGUCCCCCCCCCACAUGCGGAGAGCCAAGAUGUCCUGUCCCACGGGUCUUGAAUGGGAGAAUAUUGUCUCCUAAGACUACCUACAGCCACAAGGACACCAUUGCCUUUGAGUGUGAUCCAGGCUAUGUUCUGCAAGGCCACAGAGUGCUACAGUGCCAACUAAACAACACCUGGGAGCCCCCCGUGCCAGUCUGCAAGCAGGCUGGCUGCAGUGCACCUCCCAGACUGGCAUUUGCUGAGCUGAAGGAGCCGCACAGCAACCAGAGAGUGUUUCCCGUGGGGAGGACGGUGGGAUACGUGUGCCGGGCUGGGUACAGCCAGCAGCCGGGAGUGCUGCCGGCCAUCACGUGCCUUGGCAAUCAGACGUGGUCUGUGGCGCUGGAGUUCUGUAAAAGGAAGCAAUGUCCUAACCCAGGGGAUCCAGAGAAUGGCAGAGCUGUUGUCCUGACAGACCUCCUCUUUGAGUCCAAAGUUAAUUACACUUGUGACACAGGGUACAAGCUGGUUGGAUUGUCUCAGAGAACAUGCGAGGUCUCUGGCACACGUGUCUUGUGGAGUGGAGAUGCUCCUGUCUGCCAGCCUGUCACCUGUGGUCCACCUCCAGACAUCCCCCAUGGGACACACAGCGGGGGCUUGAGGAACACCUUCUCCUACGGGGACGUGGUCACCUACACCUGCGACUCUGGCCACUCUCUGGCUGGAGAUCCCUCCAUUGUCUGCGCCGCGGUGGACGGGCAGCAGGGCGCGUGGAGCGGGGCUGCGCCGCGGUGCGCAGAGGUGAAGUGUCCCCCCCCUCCAGGCAUUGCCAACGGGAAGCACAGUGGCCAGCCCUCAGACACCCACCUGCCAGGCUCGGCCGUGCAGUACAGCUGCAGGGAUGGGUAUUCCCUCAUCGGGAACGCCUCCAUCAGCUGCACCCCCGAGGGAACGUGGAGCCGGCCCCGGCCCCGAUGUGAAGUGCUGCAGUGUCCUUCCCCUCCAAAUAUCAAAAAUGGGCAGCAUGACAGCAAGGAUGUGAAAGUGUUUGUCCCUGGAGUAUCAGUGAAGUACUACUGUGACCCAGGGUACGUCCUUACUGGGAAAACAACAGUUUCUUGUUUGGCAUCUGGAACCUGGAGCAUCCCUUACCCCCGGUGUGAUGUGAUCACCUGCACAAGCCCCAACAUCCAGGGUGGAGAAGUGGCUGGCGGACAGAGCACUGUGUACCAUCCUGGAGCCAAUGUCACCUUCCAGUGCCACCUGGGCUACGUGCUGCGGGGCAGCCGUGAAGCCAAGUGCCAGCCCGAUGGCCGCUGGGCACCUGCUGUCCCCACCUGUGAGCCAGGGCGGCUGUGUCCCUCCCCGGUGGUGAUUGAUCGCGGCCAGCACAACGGAGAGGAUGUGAAAGUGUUUGCUCCUGGGAUGUCUGUAAAUUACAGCUGUGACCCUGGCUAUUCUCUUACUGGAAAGACAACUCUGUAUUGUAUGGCAAAUGGAACCUGGAGCAUCCCUUACCCCCGGUGUGAAGUGAUCAACUGCACAAGCCCCAACAUCCAGAAUGGAGAUGUGGCUGAAGGACAGAGUUCUGUGUACCAACCUGGGGACAACGUCACCUUUCAUUGUCACCCAGGCUACGUGCUGCAGGGCAGUGGUGAGGCUGAGUGCCAGCCUGAUGGCCGCUGGGUCCCCGCUGUCCCCACCUGCAAGCCAGAGCUGCAAUGUCCUUCACCACCAAAUAUUGACAAAGGAAGUCACAACAGCCAGGACUUGGAAGUUUUUACUACUGGGAUGGUUGUAAAUUAUAGCUGUGACCCUGGCUACAGCCUCCUGGGAGAGGCAUCAAUUUACUGCACUGAAUCUGGAAACUGGAGCCUCCCUUUUCCUCAGUGUGCAGAGGUGAUGUGUCCAGCCCCACAGAUCCAGAAUGGGAAAGUAUCUGUUCUCAAGUAUCGCUACAUGUACAGAGACACUGUUACCUUCAAGUGCCGUGAAGGUUUCACCUUGCGAGGCCACCACACAGCCCAGUGCCAGGCAGAUAAAACGUGGGAGCCCCCCGUACCAGUCUGUGAGCAGGUGGUGAAGUGUCUGCAUCCUCCACGCAUUGCUAAUGGGAAACACAGCAGGCACCUGUCAGACACUUUUGGUGUAGGAGCCCUCGUGCACUACCACUGCAAACGGGGCUUCUCCCUAGUUGGGAACAAGUCUGUUCGUUGUACAGCACCUGGAGUCUGGAGCCGUCCCCUCCCUCGCUGUGAAGUUGUGAAGUGUCUCCAUCCUCCAAACAUCACCAACGGGAAGCUCAAAGGCAACAUCUCUGACAGUUUUUCCUAUGGAGAAUCUGUAUCCUACACCUGCAAUCCUGGCUAUGCACUGCUUGGGAAUGCUUUCAUCAACUGCACUGUGUCAGGAACCUGGAGCCAGCCACCUCCUCAGUGCAAAGAGAUCAGAUGUGUAUUCCCAGAAGUUCAAGGUGUUAAGAAAGACAUACGAGGAAAUACUUACAGCUCGGGGACCAAGCUGACUCUUGAAUGUGAUGAUGGCUACACGCUGGAAGGCGUCAGCCAGAUUCAGUGCCAAGAGGACUUCAGCUGGGACUCUCCUCUACCAGCCUGUAAACUGACGAGCAGAGCGUUAAGCCGCGGUUGUUUCUUACCGCCGCCGGGCACGGCGCUUUGUCUCCCCGAGGAGCGGGCUGCUCCCCUGGAGCCAAGGACCGCUUGGGGUUGUCAGGCGGCGCUGACAGGGCAGCUCCCCCCGCUCCGAGCCUGCCCCGCGCUGCCCGGGGCCGCGGCGCGGGAAGGGGCGGGUUCCCCGGGCCCCCCGUGGCGGCGGGGCCGGGCGGGGCCGCGCAUGCGCCCCAGCCCCGCGCUGCGUCUCGGGGCCGCCGCGAUGGGGCCGCUGCUCGCCCGGGGCCCGGGGCUGCGGCUGCUGCGGCUGCUGCGGCUGCUGCCCGCGCUGCUGUGGCUCGGCGGGACGCGGGCUCAGGACGGGUGUCCAGCCCCCGAGAGGCUGCAGUACGCGGAGCCCGAGGAGGGGGUGAGCACCGGGCAGAGCUUUCCCGUCGGAAGCACCGUGUCCUACGUCUGCCGACCAGGCUACAUGAGGAUCUUCGGGAAAUCAGCAACUCUUACAUGUGGGGAAGACUUGCAGUGGUCACCCAUAGAGCAGUUCUGCACGGAGAGAAAAUGUAAUCAUCCAGGAGAAUUAGAACAUGGUUUUAUUACUGUAACAGAUCUUACAUUUGGUUCAAAAGCUACUUUUUCUUGUCAAAGAGGGUUCAGAUUAAUUGGAACUAGUGAAAUUUCCUGUGUAGUUAAGAAUAAAGGUGUUGACUGGGAUAAAGAUCUUCCUUUCUGUGAAAGAAUUCCUUGUGGGCCACCUCCAGACAUACCCCACGGGCACUACACACCAGCAGCCGACUACGUGUAUGAGACAGCAGUGACCUACACCUGUGAUCAGGUGCCAAAAGGCUCAGAUCCCUUCUCCCUGAUUGGCUCAGCUACUAUUUUCUGCACUUCUGAUGAACACUUAAAUGGAAUUUGGAGUGAACCUCUUCCAGAAUGUAAAGAAGUGACAUGUCCUCAGCCACCAAACAUUGCCAAUGGGCUGCACAGCGCACAGAACUUGGAGAAGUUUUCCCGAGGAGUGACCGUGUACUACAGCUGCAAGGAGGGCUACCAGCUGGUUGGGAACACAUCUGUCAACUGCACGGAGAGUGGGGUGUGGAGCAGGCCCCGGCCCCGCUGUGAAGCAAUUGGCUGUGAGAUGCCCGAGGUGCAGAAUGGGAAGGUCCAUGGGCUGCAAAGCACCUACAAAGCUGGAGAGACUCUUCGCUUUGCCUGUGAUGAAGGUUACGCUGCAGAGGACACGUAUGAGACUCGGUGCCAGCCAGGGGGGACCUGGGAUCCUCCAGUGCUCAUCUGCAAAGAGGCCCGGCCAUGUCCCAUGCCUCCAGGGGUCCAGCAUGGAAAUCACAACGGGCAGGGCAGAGCAGUUUUUACCACCGGAAUGUCUGUAACCUACACCUGUGACCCUGGCUACUACCUGGUUGGAAACGCUGCCGUGUUUUGCAGAGCAUCAGGGAACUGGAGCCAGCCUGGCCCUCGCUGUGAAGUGACUGUCUGCAUCAACCCCGAUAUCAAGAAUGGAAGGCAAGUUGGUGGCCAAGGACUUACUUCCGCACCCGGGCAAACAGUGACAUUUCAGUGUCAUGAUGGUUACAGCCUGCAAGGCAGUGCUAAAAUCUUCUGCCAGGAGGAUGGCAGCUGGCAGCCUCCUGUUCCCAUCUGCGACUGGCUGUACCAGCACCAGGAGUUCUCAAGCACGUCUGAACUGCCAGGUGGUUGUGGUGCUCCUACCAGGUUUCCCUUUGCUGAGCUAAACGAGAAGCAUAAAAAUGAAAUUGAUUUUUCUGUUGGGAAGACUGUGCAAUACACUUGCCGACCUGGAUAUGCAAAACAGCCAGGAAUGUCACCUACUAUUACAUGCCUUGAGAGCGGAGUGUGGUCAGAAGCACUAGAGUUCUGUAAAAGGAAAAAAUGCAAUCAUCCUGGUGAACCUGUGAAUGGGAAAAUUAGUUUCUUAACAGAUCUCCUGUUUGGGUCAACAGUGCUCUACAGCUGUGAAGAGGGGCACAGGUUAAUUGGAAAAGCCAGCAGACGAUGUGAGGUUUCUGGUGGACGUGUUGCGUGGACUGGUGACGUUCCCACUUGUCAGCGCAUCCCUUGUGAGCCGCCUCCGGACAUUCCCAAUGGGAAGCACACGGGCAGCCUGUUGGAGGAAUUCCACUAUGGCACAGCCAUAACAUACACCUGCAACCCUGGGUACCCGCUCCAGGGAGAGCCCUCCAUCCACUGCACCACCCGGGACGGGAAAAACGGGGUGUGGAGCAGUCCCCCCCCACACUGCGGAGAGCCAAGAUGUCCUGUCCCACGGGUCUUGAAUGGGAGAAUAUUGUCUCCUAAGACUACCUACAGCCACAAGGACACCAUUGCCUUUGAGUGUGAUCCAGGCUAUGUUCUGCAAGGCCACAGAGUGCUACAGUGCCAACUAAACAACACCUGGGAGCCCCCCGUGCCAGUCUGCAAGCAGGCUGGCUGCAGUGCACCUCCCAGACUGGCAUUUGCUGAGCUGAAGGAGCCGCACAGCAACCAGAGAGUGUUUCCCGUGGGGAGGACGGUGGGAUACGUGUGCCGGGCUGGGUACAGCCAGCAGCCGGGAGUGCUGCCGGCCAUCACGUGCCUUGGCAAUCAGACGUGGUCUGUGGCGCUGGAGUUCUGUAAAAGGAAGCAAUGUCCUAACCCAGGGGAUCCAGAGAAUGGCAGAGCUGUUGUCCUGACAGACCUCCUCUUUGAGUCCAAAGUUAAUUACACUUGUGACACAGGGUACAAGCUGGUUGGAUUGUCUCAGAGAACAUGCGAGGUCUCUGGCACACGUGUCUUGUGGAGUGGAGAUGCUCCUGUCUGCCAGCCUGUCACCUGUGGUCCACCUCCAGACAUCCCCCAUGGGACACACAGCGGGGGCUUGAGGAACACCUUCUCCUACGGGGACGUGGUCACCUACACCUGCGACUCUGGCCACUCUCUGGCUGGAGAUCCCUCCAUUGUCUGCGCCGCGGUGGACGGGCAGCAGGGCGCGUGGAGCGGGGCUGCGCCGCGGUGCGCAGAGGUGAAGUGUCCCCCCCCUCCAGGCAUUGCCAACGGGAAGCACAGUGGCCAGCCCUCAGACACCCACCUGCCAGGCUCGGCCGUGCAGUACAGCUGCAGGGAUGGGUAUUCCCUCAUCGGGAACGCCUCCAUCAGCUGCACCCCCGAGGGAACGUGGAGCCGGCCCCGGCCCCGAUGUGAAGUGCUGCAGUGUCCUUCCCCUCCAAAUAUCAAAAAUGGGCAGCAUGACAGCAAGGAUGUGAAAGUGUUUGUCCCUGGAGUAUCAGUGAAGUACUACUGUGACCCAGGGUACGUCCUUACUGGGAAAACAACAGUUUCUUGUUUGGCAUCUGGAACCUGGAGCAUCCCUUACCCCCGGUGUGAUGUGAUCACCUGCACAAGCCCCAACAUCCAGGGUGGAGAAGUGGCUGGCGGACAGAGCACUGUGUACCAUCCUGGAGCCAAUGUCACCUUCCAGUGCCACCUGGGCUACGUGCUGCGGGGCAGCCGUGAAGCCAAGUGCCAGCCCGAUGGCCGCUGGGCACCUGCUGUCCCCACCUGUGAGCCAGGGCGGCUGUGUCCCUCCCCGGUGGUGAUUGAUCGCGGCCAGCACGACGGAGAGGAUGUGAAAGUGUUUGCUCCUGGGAUGUCUGUAAAUUACAGCUGUGAUCCUGGCUAUUCUCUUACUGGAAAGACAACUCUGUACUGUAUGGCAAAUGGAACCUGGAGCAUCCCUUACCCCCGGUGUGAAGUGAUCAACUGCACAAGCCCCAACAUCCAGAAUGGAGAUGUGGCUGAAGGACAGAGUUCUGUGUACCAACCUGGGGACAACGUCACCUUUCAUUGUCACCCAGGCUACGUGCUGCAGGGCAGUGGUGAGGCUGAGUGCCAGCCUGAUGGCCGCUGGGUCCCCGCUGUCCCCACCUGCAAGCCAGAGCUGCAAUGUCCUUCACCACCAAAUAUUGACAAAGGAAGUCACAACAGCCAGGACUUGGAAGUUUUUACUACUGGGAUGGUUGUAAAUUAUAGCUGUGACCCUGGCUACAGCCUCCUGGGAGAGGCAUCAAUUUACUGCACUGAAUCUGGAAACUGGAGCCUCCCUUUUCCUCAGUGUGCAGGUGGCUGUGGUGCUCCUCCAAACUUAACCUUUGCUGAGCUAGCUGAGGAAUACAAAAAUCUGACAGAAUUUCCAGUCGGAAACACCGUGAGAUACAGCUGCCAGCCGGGAUACAUGAGACACCCUGGAGUAGCGUCCACUCUGACAUGCCUCAAAAACCACACGUGGUCUGAAGCGCUAGAGUUCUGUAAAAGGAAGCAGUGUAAAUUCCCAGAAGCACCAAAGAAUGGCAGAGUUUUUGUUCUGACAGAUCGUCUUUUCGGGUCAAUUGCGAACCACUCGUGUGAAGAAGGGCACCGGCUGGUUGGACAGUCGCACAGGCGAUGUGAGGUUUUUGGAGCAAAUGUUGCAUGGAGUGGUGUUCUUCCCAUUUGUCAGAAGGUGAUGUGUCCAGCCCCACAGAUCCAGAAUGGGAAAGUAUCUGUUCUCAAGUAUCGCUACAUGUACAGAGACACUGUUACCUUCAAGUGCCGUGAAGGUUUCACCUUGCGAGGCCACCACACAGCCCAGUGCCAGGCAGAUAAAACGUGGGACCCCCCCCUACCAGUCUGUGAGCAGGUGGUGAAGUGUCUGCAUCCUCCACGCAUUGCUAAUGGGAAACACAGCAGGCACCUGUCAGACACUUUUGGUGUAGGAGCCCUCGUGCACUACCACUGCAAACGGGGCUUCUCCCUAGUUGGGAACAAGUCUGUUCGUUGUACAGCACCUGGAGUCUGGAGCCGUCCCCUCCCUCGCUGUGAAGUUGUGAAGUGUCUCCAUCCUCCAAACAUCACCAACGGGAAGCUCAAAGGCAACAUCUCUGACAGUUUUUCCUAUGGAGAAUCUGUAUCCUACACCUGCAAUCCUGGCUAUGCACUGCUUGGGAAUGCUUUCAUCAACUGCACCGUGUCAGGAACCUGGAGCCAGCCACCUCCUCAGUGCAAAGAGAUCAGAUGUGUAUUCCCAGAAGUUCAAGGUGUUAAGAAAGACAUACGAGGAAAUACUUACAGCUCGGGGACCAAGCUGACUCUUGAAUGUGAUGAUGGCUACACGCUGGAAGGCGUCAGCCAGAUUCGGUGCCAAGAGGACUUCAGCUGGGACUCUCCUCUACCAGCCUGUAAACUGACAUCACACAAGUCUGGUUCAGUAGGCCUGGGAGUGGCAGCUGCAGGAGUCCUGCUUCUCCUGGGGGCAGGCAUUGUCUGGAUAAUUAUUUCUAAGCAGAAGGAAGGCUACUAUAAUACAUAUGAAAGCUACAGUUACCAAGCCCCUCUCACCCUGAACACGGAACAGAAAUAUUCAUGUCUUCCACAGAAGGCUGGGGACCCGUGCUGCCACUAACCAGGACUCGUUCCCUGCACAAGGGAGCAGCUGCGUGGAAGCAUCCCCCCCCACACCGA
Molecule: messenger RNA, 13991 nt
Organism: Apus apus (common swift)
Lineage: Eukaryota; Metazoa; Chordata; Aves; Apodiformes; Apodidae
Product: CUB and sushi domain-containing protein 1-like
Biological process (GO): negative regulation of complement activation, classical pathway
Source: RefSeq, a predicted model, not a curated record